Molecule: messenger RNA, 552 nt
Organism: Microthlaspi erraticum
Lineage: Eukaryota; Viridiplantae; Streptophyta; Magnoliopsida; Brassicales; Brassicaceae
Source: the annotation of a GenBank genome assembly
AUGCUUUUCUCCAAUGGAGCUUUAGUCGAUCAUGCCCAUCACAUUAAUUCUCACUUCUCUCCCAACUUCUUGCAUGGUGAUUCGGGAAGAAAAGGCAAGAAAGAAGAGAGUGGAUCGAAGAGAAAAAGAAAGAGGUCGGAGGAGGAAGAAACCAUGACCAUCGAAGAUGAUAUUCAUCAGAAGCCAAGGGAUGUUGUUCAUGUCCGAGCUAAGAGAGGCCAAGCUACUGAUAGCCACAGCUUGGCUGAAAGGGUACGAAGAGAGAAGAUAAAUGAAAGGCUGAAAAGCCUACAAGACCUUGUUCCGGGCUGCUACAAGACAAUGGGAAUGGCAGUGAUGCUUGAAGUAAUCAUAGAAUACGUUCGAUCACUGCAGAAUCAAAUCGAGUUUCUGUCCAUGAAACUCUCCGCCGCCAGUGCGUACUACGACCUUAAUUCGUUGGAUAUUGAGCCAACGGAUAUAUUUCAGGGAGACGCAGAAGAGAUGGAAAGCAUUUUAAGAGAGAGUGUUGGAACACAGCCUCCAAGUUUCAGUUCAACAUUUCCCUUCUGA